This is a messenger RNA of Jatropha curcas, 1703 nucleotides long. RefSeq names its product patatin-like protein 5. The record is from RefSeq and is a predicted model, not a curated record. Gene Ontology annotation, biological process: lipid metabolic process. NCBI's taxonomy places the organism in Eukaryota, Viridiplantae, Streptophyta, Magnoliopsida, Malpighiales, Euphorbiaceae. Gene Ontology annotation, molecular function: glycerophospholipase activity; monoacylglycerol lipase activity.
AUGCAUGUUUUAUAUAUAUAUAUAUAUUUUUUUUGGGCAGGUUGGUUUUGUUUUAGGUGUUGUAUAGUAUGCAACAAAGUUUUCUUUGGAUCUGUUAUUAGUAUUAAGUAAGUUCUUAGCUUCUUGAUUGAUCUAUUGGCUCAGGUCCUGUAUUGGGUAUUGUUAAGUUUUUUUCUGGCAAUCUUAUUUUUAGUUAGUUAAUUUGUUGUUAAUAAAUAUGAAUACUCAUACAUUUAGUGAUGAAAUCAACCCAUCAACCUAUGGUGAAAGAAUUACAGUUUUAAGCAUUGAUGGGGGUGGCAUUAGAGGCAUUAUUCCUGGAGUUAUCCUGAGUUUCCUGGAAUCCAAACUACAGGAACUGGAUGGAGAACAUGCAAGAAUUGUAGAUUACUUCGAUGUGAUUGCAGGAACUAGCACAGGAGGUCUAAUAACCACCAUGUUGACUGCUCCUGAUGAAAAUUCGCGUCCUCUCUAUAAAGCCAAAGAUAUAGUUCCUUUCUAUCUCAAGCAUUGCCCUAAAAUAUUUCCUCAGUCUUGGGAUUUGAUUAUGAAAUUUAAAGCUUUAGUGGGUCCAAAGUAUGAUGGCAAAUAUCUACAAAAGAUCAUUCACAAGACUCUGGGAACUCGAAAACUGCAUGAGACUUUAACUCGUGUUGUUAUACCUGCAUUUGACAUUCAAUUACUACAACCUGUUGUCUUUUCAACCUUUGAGGCAGAAAUCGAUGCUUCAAAAGAUCCUUUACUCUCUGAUAUUUGUAUCAGUACUUCCUCAGCUCCAACUUAUUUUCCUGCUUAUUUUUUUCAAAUUAAAGAUUCUGAAGGAAACAGUAGGGAACUCAACCUCAUUGAUGGAGGCAUAACAGCAAAUAACCCUGCAUUGCUGGCUAUGAAACCAACUGGAACUGUGUUCCCGGGCGAUCCAGAGGCGUUGCCGGCACAAGCUCUAGAGUAUGAGAAAUAUCUGGUGAUUUCUCUAGGCACUGGAACUUCAAAAAUGGAGAAAAAGUACAGUGCAAAAAUGGCAAAAAACUGGGGAAUUCUUAAUUGGCUUUAUAAAAAAAGGGAUUCUCCAUUAAUUGACGUCUUCACUCAUUCUAUUAGUGACAUGGUUGACCUUCACAUGUCCUUAAUUUUCAGAUCCAUCAAAUGUGAGCAUAAUUACCUUCGAAUCCAGGAUGACACAUUAAGUGGGGAUACAUCUUCAACUGACAAAGCUACCAAACAGAAUUUAAAGGAGCUUGUAAAGAUUGGUGCAAGGAUUUUGCAGAAACCUGUUUCUAGGGUUAACCUAGACAAUGGCAUUUUUGAACCAGUUGAAAAUGGAGGCACUAAUGAAGAAGCUCUCAUUAGAUUUGCAAAAUCACUAUCAGAAGAGAGAAAACUCCGUAAGAGGAAAUUUCAAAGAACCCAUAAAUAAAGUUUACGUAUUAUAUGAUAAAAAAUAAAAAAUUAUUUAUUUAUUUAAUAAAAUUUCUCAAGAUAACGACUCAACUAAAAGUCUUCCCUCUCUAAAAAUAAAAUAGAAGUCUUUCCAAAAUAAGAUUGUGUUUUAUUUUCAUUAGCUUUUGAUUGUCUGUACCAAAAUUUACAAUAUAGUUCUUCGUCACGGAAUAAAAAGGCAUGAAAAAGACUUCCAUUUUGAUGGAGUCAAAAAAUGUACGAUUACCCAUUAUCAUAUGUAAUGUAAUAUUGACGUUGAUUUA